Mirounga angustirostris (Northern elephant seal) is the source of this 2005-nucleotide messenger RNA. RefSeq lists its product as uncharacterized. NCBI's taxonomy places the organism in Eukaryota, Metazoa, Chordata, Mammalia, Carnivora, Phocidae. The coding region runs from base 1 to 1659 and encodes 552 amino acids. The transcript has 6 exons. The record is from RefSeq and is a predicted model, not a curated record.
AUGAGCGCUCAGGAGGAGGGGUCUGUCUGGGGAGCGGGUUUGGGCCCGGAGGGCGGGGGGCAGGCCAGCGUCCUCCCCGCCGGCCCCCGGGCCCCGCGGGCCCCGGCACGAGGUCUGGAUCUGGGGCCGCCGCCCAGCGGCGAGGGCGAGGGCGAGGGCGAGGGCGAGGGCGAGGGCGGGUUCCCAGACGCCGAGGGCUUCGAGUCCGAGCGGGAAGUGAUGGAAGCGGGAGGGCGGGUGCUGUGGGGCCGCGAAGGCCGCCCCGGCUCCCCGGCCGCCGACGAGGGGGACGCCCCGGACUACGCGUGCCACCUCGCCGACGAGUCCGCGGCGGCCAGGGCGCAGCAGCUGACAGACCGCGAGGCCCUGGGCCUGCGGAGAAACCCGUCCCCGGAGAGCUGCGGCGCGGAGGCGUCGGGCGGUUGGGCCGGCGUCGAGGCAGGGCCCAGUGGGCGAGGCGCGCUCGCCCUGGGCCGCGUGGAGUCGCGGCCGCCUUCCGCCGCCCGGCUGCACGUCGGUGGGCCCGAGGGGGGCCGGGCCUGGGGGAACCCGACAGGAGGCGCCAAGGGCCCGUCGACCGUGCGGGUGGAUCGCCAGCGGCCCGCGGCCGCCGAAGGCCCCGGCGGGCUGCCCUCCGACCCCGAGUCCUCAGAUGAGUUCAGCGAGAUACAGCUGAUGAGGGUGAGCAUUUACUCCAAAGAAGGCGGCCCAGCCAAGCCCAACAGCCCCGAGGAUCCCGGGGACACAGCCAGACACGCGAAUUUCCACGUCAGGGAGAAUUUCCUUCCCGUGCCGGGCCCUUUCCUGACCUCCGCUGCCCGAGGGUUCACUUCGGUAGUGGAGAGGCCGGCCGUCGGAGAGCUGGACAUCUCCUCCUCUAAGAAAAUGCCAAGUGUGGUCUGGGGGAAGGGGGAGAGCAGGCCCAGCUACCGGGGAGCUGCUGCUGUUGCUGCUGCUGCAGGCGGCCUGCCCCAGGCCCCCUCGAGGAGGAAGGCGGCCCAGGAGAAGAAAUGCCCAGGGGGGGCCUCAAAAGUGGCCCUGGGCAAAAGCUUCCCUUCCUGGGGGCAGAGAGUGUCGGCUGCUCCCCUGGAACCAGCCACCUUCCCCCCAAUCUCCGGUGUCCCGCUGCUUGGGAGGUCCAAGAGGUAUUCCUUGGUCCCUUCGGGACCCAAACAGUCCAAGCACGCGGGCGCCGCCGGCAAGAAAUCUGUGGCCAGGAGGACGCGGGGGGCCGAGGUGGCGGCCGCUGCGGGAGAAGGCAGUGACUCGAACAGAGACGCGGUCCUCCCAAAGGGCCAAGGAGGGGCCGCGAUGAAGGGAGGGCUGGUAGCUGAUUUCCAGGCUUGGUCCACGAACCUUCAGUCUUCAGACGCCUGGGCUUUGGUGUGCAGCAGCGGCAACCUCCACACCAGAGCCCCCCGAGUUCCAGGAAGCUCGGAGCCCUUGGCCCUGAGCCAGGGAGAUGUCCUGCACAGAGGGCCUGCCCUCGCCGGUGACCAGGAGCCGCCGGGCCAGCCCGCAAGGCCCGGAAGGCAGCAGGAACCACCGGCUGGCGCACAGGGCUGUCUGCGGUGUCUGGUGCUACAGAGGGAAAUAGACGACCUUAAAGAGCAGCUUGCGGCCAUGCAGUCCCUGACUGACAAGGGCCAGAGCCUGUGAAGGGAGCGUGACACACCCCGCUGCCCUUUGCAUGGCCGUGGCUGGCGGCAGGGCCGGGGGCUGGCCCUGGCUCGGGCUCUUCCCGGACCCUGCGCUGUCGGGCCGGCUGCGCCCAGCAUCUCUGUCCCAGAGGGGCAGCUGGUGCCUUCGGAGCCGGGGAGCUGCGGCCAAGCCGGUUCCCUCCUGCCCGCCCUCAGCCAAGGCUUCCUCUCCCUGUUCUUCUGCCCCCCUCCCCGCCCCAGUUCACAGCAGUUUCAAAUUAAAGUACCUCUCAGGUCUGUGGUCUGCCCUCUCUGUGGGGUGUGGGGGGGGUGCCGGGCCGGGGAUGGGAGAGGGGCGGGGCGGG